GGAAAUUUGAAAAUUGAGUGCCCUAGAUAGGGUUUUGGUAUUGGCCGAAUUUGGGGUUUUUUUCUGGGUUCUGAGUAAUUGGGGGGUUUCGGGGAAGCUGACGAGAGAUUCGUGUGUGAAAAUGGAUUCGGAAGCGCAAAACGCGUCGUUGAAUCCAUCGCAAGUGCUGGCUUCACUCCUCAGUAAGAGAACCAAGCUUCAAGACGAACUCAGAGGAAUUGAGAAGCAGGUUUAUGAUCUUGAGACUACGUAUCUGCAGGAUCCGAGUCAAUGUGGCAAUGUGUUAAAAGGGUUUGAAGGGUUUUUGUCUUCAUCAAAGAGCACUGCCUUCUUGAAGCGAUCUAGGAAAUUUCAACCUGAAGACAGGCUCUUCUCACUAUCUUCUGUGACAUCCCCCGCAGCGGAAGAGCUUGCAGCUGGACGAGAUGAUGGGAGAUCAGACUUUGGCCCUGGCCGUUCUAAAGGGGGUAUAUACGCUAACGGACAAGGAAAACCCAAGAAAGGAAGACCUGCGCCAAGAGAUGCAAAGAGAGUCAGGCAGAGUGAACAAGACUAUGACUAUGAAGAUGAUCCAGAUAUGAUGUGACUGAGGAACUGCCUGGUUACCUGCCAGUUAGCCAGUCUUAAAACAGAGAUAUAUAGCUUUUGUUUUGAAGUUUUGUUGUGGCAGAACUUCUCAGUGAAGCAUACCCUUCACUUAUGUAAUUCAACCCUCUAUCAGGCUGUAAAUUAGUUCUCCUUGAUUAGAAUUAGUUGUUUCAGUUAUGUUCAAGAAUAGUUCUUUAAGCUCUGUAAGCAUAUUGGACCAUUGUCCUUGCAAAGCUAUGAAAUGAUUAAAAUCAGUUUUUG
Argentina anserina (silverweed cinquefoil) is the source of this 849-nucleotide messenger RNA. Its product is annotated as chromatin modification-related protein eaf6. NCBI's taxonomy places the organism in Eukaryota, Viridiplantae, Streptophyta, Magnoliopsida, Rosales, Rosaceae. The transcript is spliced from 7 exons. Gene Ontology annotation, cellular component: histone acetyltransferase complex. Bases 122 to 586 code for a protein of 154 amino acids. The record is from RefSeq and is a predicted model, not a curated record.